Selaginella moellendorffii is the source of this 682-nucleotide messenger RNA. RefSeq names its product leucine-rich repeat protein 1. Gene Ontology annotation, molecular function: protein binding. The transcript is spliced from 7 exons. NCBI's taxonomy places the organism in Eukaryota, Viridiplantae, Streptophyta, Lycopodiopsida, Selaginellales, Selaginellaceae. The coding region runs from base 1 to 633 and encodes 210 amino acids. The record is from RefSeq and is a predicted model, not a curated record.
AUGAGGCGACGAAGCGUAGGCGCUGUGCUUCUUGUGACACUGGUGGUGGUGGCGCUGCUCUUCGAGAAUGGAAAAGCAAAUCGGGAAGGUGAAGCUUUAGCAGCUUUCAAAGAAGCGCUCGUCGACCCAAACGGUGUGCUGGAUAGUUGGGAUCCAUCUCUGGUGAAUCCGUGUACAUGGUUUCGAGUGACUUGCAACAGCGACGAUUUCGUGAUGCGAAUAGACUUGGAGAAUGCAUCGUUGCGAGGGAGACUAGUACCUCACCUUGCGAGCCUCCGUCAUUUGCAAUAUCUGGAACUUAACAAUAAUCUCUUAAGCGGUUCUAUCCCACGGGAACUUGGGGAGCUUAAGGAACUGAUCAGCCUGGACUUGUACGACAACUAUCUCACUGGAACCAUUCCUGACACUUUGUCUGAGCUCAACUCUCUCAGAUUCUUAAGAUUAAAUAGCAAUUUGCUUUCGGGAUCUAUUCCGGAAUCACUCACCUGUUUGUCCAAUCUCAAAGUAAUAGACUUCUCGGAUAACAAUCUCAGCGGACGGGUUCCCAGUGAUGGUUCAUUCGCCCGCAUGAGCUCCAAGAGCUUUCAAAGAAACUCUGGUCUUUGCGGUCCCAGUGUUGGGAGAGAAUGCUGAUUUCUAUAAUUCUCACACAGGUAUAUAUAGCAGUAUACAUGUUAAGAUU